AUGCCGGGCACCCAAGCUAGACCCUUCGGCGACGGACCUACGUGGAUCCGGUCGUGCGACGACAUCCCCGCCGAGGCCACCUUGGCCGGGACAACGCUCACCAUCCUCUCGUCAAUCGACUGUGGCGCCAACCCGAAGACGAUCGUCGUUACCGGUGACACGGUGGUUCGCUCCCAUGCCCCGAUGAACACCAUGGGCGUUGCCCUCAAGGUCCACCACGGGGCCAAGCUGACGAUCCGCGCGCCGACGGUUAUGAUGAAGAGGAGUGAGAUGAACAACCAACCCAUCCUUCGGGUCUUCGGAAGCAUCCAAUUCGAAGUGACCAGGCGGCUCCCCGAGCACCUCGAUGGCACGCUGAUGGACAAGCACGGGGUUGUGGCCUUCGAGGGCCAAGGGUCCCUAGAAUCGCGAAACACCAUUAUGUACACGGCCACGUCUGUCGUGGUGGCCGACCCUGCGGCCGCAGACCAGAAUGAGGCCAACCUUACGGCGACGAGCAUGCCUACCGACCCUGAGCUUCGCAGGAGGCUGAACAUCCGCCACGCCAAGAGCAACAGGGAACGCGACUCCGCCGCCGCCGCUGACAAGGACAUGUCGACGACCAACUCCGCCCCUACCGCUACCGUCGGAGGAGUCGCCGACGACAAGUCCUCCUCCUC
This is a messenger RNA of Ectocarpus siliculosus, 659 nucleotides long. The record is from the annotation of a GenBank genome assembly. NCBI's taxonomy places the organism in Eukaryota, Phaeophyceae, Ectocarpales, Ectocarpaceae.